UUGUGUGGGAGCGAAUUCGGCUCCUCUCUAAAUACAAAAAAGAAGAACCGAAUGUGUUGUGUGAAUCAGGACAUUUUAAAUGCAAGAAGGGCAAGAUAUGUAGCAAAUCAAGUAGUCGUGCAUUGGUGUUGCACGGUAGACUUAAUAAGUGGAUAGGCGGACAGACAGCAGGCUGAUUGUCCCGUUUGCGCUCUUGAUUUAUGUGGACUAUCGUACUUUUCCCAGAGGACGAGUUGGAACUAAAUACGGAAUUUCAUUCUGAUUGAUCAGCAACUGAUCUCUUUUGCCUUUUCUGAUGUGGGUGAGGUGUUAUUGAAAUGGACUUGGACCCCUUGGCGUGAUUUCAGGUAUUAUUGGAGUUUGUAGGGUAUGUUAUCUAGAUUUCGAUCUCAAAAUUUACUAUUUGAGCAAGGCCAUUGAACUGAUCCGAUGAAGUUAUUCCGGUCGGCUUUUCGAUUAAACGAAUCAUUCGGCGCAUUCCAAACCUCACUUUUGACAUGACGUUGACCAUUCUUUUGAACGAUGUGUUCAAAUUGAGUGUGGGUGAAUAUUCCAUACAAUUAUUUUAGCUUUGUAGCGGAUUGACUCUAAACAACUAGUGGACCCGAAACCUCAAGUGUCGUGUCUAUGAACGGAUUUAUUCCCUUUAUUUUGAAUUUAUUGCAGUUUUUACCCUUUUGCACAGUCUACUGGUGGCAAACUGAAAACCACACGUCUGCUGCUCCUAUUUUCGUGUUCCCAAAUCGUUGCGCGCAGCAGACGUUCUUUUUUUCUCUCUCCGGACAAUAAUCAUCCCGCUUUCUCUCUACGUACGAUGUAUGAGAGUGUGGACGUCGUGGGACUGAAUCCCAGCCCGAACCCGUUUUUAAUGAUGGAUUACUACAACCAGAGCAGAGGAUGUUUGAUCCCAGAGAAAGGACUUGUGCACGGAGCGCCCCAUCACUACAGCACGUCCAUCAGAAACCAACACUGGAACGGCUCGAAUCACUCGAUAGAGACACAGAGUACCAGCUCAGAGGAGAUAGUGCCAAGCCCGCCGUCGCCCCCUCCUCCCCCGAGGGUCUACAAGCCCUGCUUCGUGUGCCAGGACAAAUCCUCAGGAUACCACUAUGGAGUCAGUGCCUGCGAAGGCUGCAAGGGCUUCUUUCGGAGGAGCAUCCAGAAGAGCAUGGUGUAUACGUGUCACCGGGAGAAGAACUGCAUCAUCAACAAGGUCACCAGGAACCGCUGCCAGUACUGCCGGCUGCAGAAGUGCUUGGAAGUGGGCAUGUCCAAGGAGUCGGUGAGGAAUGACCGGAACAAGAAGAAGAAGGAUGAGAAGAAGCAGGAGUGCCCGGAGAGCUACGUGCUGAGCAUUGAGACGGAGCAGAUGAUUAACAGGGUCAGCAAGGCGCAUAAGGAGACCUUCCCUUCGCUCUGCCAGCUGGGCAAAUACACCACGAGUAACAGCUCGGAGCGGCGCGUGGCUCUGGACGUGGACCUGUGGGACAAGUUCAGUGAGCUGUCCACCAAGUGUAUCAUCAAGACGGUGGAGUUCGCCAAGCAGCUUCCUGGCUUCACCACGCUCACCAUCGCUGACCAGAUCACCCUGCUCAAGGCCGCCUGUCUGGACAUACUGAUUCUGCGGAUCUGCACGCGCUACACGCCGGAGCAGGACACCAUGACGUUCUCGGAUGGCCUGACGCUAAACCGGACCCAGAUGCACAAUGCCGGCUUCGGACCUCUCACCGACCUGGUGUUCGCCUUCGCCAACCAGCUCCUCCCCCUGGAGAUGGAUGAUGCUGAGACGGGACUGCUCAGCGCCAUCUGUCUGCUGUGUGGAGAUCGGCAGGACCUGGAGCAGGCAGACAAGGUGGACGUACUACAGGAGCCCCUACUGGAGGCUCUGAAGAUCUACGUGAGGAAGAGGAGGCCUCACAAACCGCACAUGUUCCCCAAGAUGCUGAUGAAGAUCACCGACCUGAGGAGCAUUAGCGCCAAAGGAGCCGAGCGUGUCAUCACCCUGAAGAUGGAGAUCCCGGGCUCCAUGCCCCCUCUCAUCCAGGAGAUGCUGGAGAACUCUGAGGGUCUGGAGAGCGGGGCCGCGGGCACCCGGACCAGCGGAGCCCCCCCGGGCAGCUGCAGCCCCAGCCUGUCCCCCAGCUCCGCCCAAAGCAGCCCCAGCCCCACCACACAGUCGCCGUAGCAAGCCCUCCUUUUUCCUCAUUCACUUCAAUCUCCCUGUGGGUUUGGGGGUGUCCUCGCUGGACACAGAGACCGGCGUGCUCUUAAGUGUUCCUCCCCCCCGCGUGACACACCCUCUCCUGCUCCUCCCCCUCAAAGACACUGUCUGGAAAAGGUGGCGGCGGGAUUUCUCUGAAUGACCAUACUGGAACACUGCUGACAUCUCCCCCACGCCCCUCUCUCCCCACCUCUGCCUGAAAGACUGAGGGCAAGAACUGGAAGGAGCCGUCCGAGUUGUGAACACUGGUCCACUCAGGGAGGCUGGCGGGAAAUGGGGACAGACAAACGGACAGGACAAACAGCGAGACUAACACCAGACACCUUUUUUGCGUUUCUCAGAGGAGGACUGCAGGCAUGGACUUGUCAAAGAAGACCACACAAAAAGACUGGGUCUUUCUACUUUUCCAACUUGGAAAAAACAGAUUUCGUACAAAAGAUAUAUAAAUAUAUAUAGAAAAGUAAGGAACUAUUGUGAUUGACUUGUACAUGAUGGAGUAACAGGUUAGACAAGGUUAUAAUUGUUGUUGAUUUAAAUGCUCUUAUGUUCCUCCACUGUUUUAAUCGUUUCAUACUCAUGAGAGUAUCAAAAGAGAACUGUUCCGUUGUUUUAUCACAUACCCAAUGUUCUAAUUAACAAAAGUCAAGAAGUUGAAAUAGCUUUUUCAAUUCACAGACACGACACAGACAUGCACAGAAAAGAGUUCCGAGAAAUGUCGCACACUAUUCCGGGUCGGGUUUGUUUUUCCUCUUUGUUGUUGCCGCAAUGAGAAUGGAAGAAAAAAAAUGAUUGUAUGAACUUGGUUGUAUGUUAUGGUCCCAGGUCCUUCAAGAUAUCAGAUUAAUGAAGAUUCUUUAUUUUAAGUUGCCUUUGAGUUCAUGUAUAUAAGCUGUAUUCAUUUCUUUAAACUGAAAAGUUUAGCCUUAACCUGAUUUUUUUUUAAACUAAAAAAAUGAAUACCUUUCGUGUUUUGUUCAUAGAUUUCUGUUUCAAGAAAAAGAAAAAUAAAUGAGCACUUUUUACUGAA
Messenger RNA from Salvelinus namaycush (lake trout), 3248 nucleotides. RefSeq names its product retinoic acid receptor alpha. Gene Ontology annotation, cellular component: transcription regulator complex; nucleus. Gene Ontology annotation, biological process: cellular response to corticotropin-releasing hormone stimulus; retinoic acid receptor signaling pathway; regulation of transcription by RNA polymerase II. The transcript has 8 exons. Lineage: Eukaryota; Metazoa; Chordata; Actinopteri; Salmoniformes; Salmonidae. The record is from RefSeq and is a predicted model, not a curated record. Bases 815 to 2185 code for a protein of 456 amino acids. Gene Ontology annotation, molecular function: RNA polymerase II cis-regulatory region sequence-specific DNA binding; zinc ion binding; nuclear receptor activity.